GUGUGUGUGUGAGGGAGUGAGAGAGGCCUGUUUUUCCUGUUAGUCACUCCUAAGCUCUCUCCCGUGUGCAGGUCACGAGGCUGUACUCCUCUUUUCAAACCCUGCUUUCUAGACACCAUCUCCUGUUCAACGCGGGGAUACAAAUUUGAAGAUGUGUGUAACAAAUGCGAACAUAUUGCGCCCCAAACCCUCCAAUGAGGUUAUUUAUAGGCUUUUUGUUAAAAAAAAAAAAAAAAAAAAAACCUCCCUGGUGGGUUGCGCCACUCAGCUUUGCGCGCCGCUGAAAAGACUGGAAGAUUCCACACAGAGGAUUGGCCUUUCUCCUGCUGGACAGCUGUCUCUGCACUGCGAAAAACUAUUUUUAACAAACCUUCUUUGUUAAUUAAUUUACAAAAAAAAGGGUUUACACGUAUGGAUAUUUCUUACACCUACAGGACAAUUUGAUAUCCUUUUUAUAGAUUACCUUAGUUUGUAUGUAAGGCUUAUAGUUUCACCUCAAAAAGCACUUGUUUUUAUUUUUUAAUAUUAUACAGGCUCCUGUCAUGGAUUGUGUAACAAAUUGUAGCACUUGGGGCAUAAGGAACAGUAUGACUAUUUGGAGACAGAAUAACCAGACUGCUACAUGCCAUUUUAUCUCUGUCUCUCUUGUACAGCCUGAAGGACUGUUCAGUGGAUCAAACCAGGUUUCCUCGUCGCUUUGUUUAAUGAUUAUAUAUGGGUACACUGGCUUAAUCAAGGACCCUUCAUGCAGAUUGGUGGUACUGUACUAAUGUCUUUCUUUCUCUCUAACUCUUAUUUGCAUGUCUAAUAUUUAAGGUUAAUAUUUCAGUGUAAUUUAGUCUCUAUUUAUUUACCAUUAUAUAAUGUCUGUUUUUUAUGAGAUGUUUGAAUAAAUAGACUUUCCUAAAUUCACUCCAUGGUUUGUUGUUGUGGAAUCUGAAAGAGGUAGAUUUUUUUUUGAUGGACUUUUUUAAUGCACUUUUUGUCAAAAUACUUCCAACAUUAUUCAAAGCCUUUCCUGACCUUGAAAAUACACCUCAUCGUGCAGCUGAAACCCCCUUUCUGUUAUUGUAGAAAAUAUGUGUGUAUUUAGGUAAAAUACUCCAAGAUAAUGUGUUUUCUUAGAGGAAAAAGGCUAAGGGCUAGUGUUCGCUUAAGUUCUUAAAGGGACAGGUUUUUUACCACUCCUACUGCAUAUUUCCCCUCCAGUGACUACUAAAAUGUAGUUUUCAAAUCUCACUACGAAGCCUACAGUACAUUGGCUCGAGUUCAGCUGCCUGGCACUGUGUAAAUGCUCACACUAAAUCUAACGAGUUAUCUGAAAUACAAUGCUUUUGUGUGUUGUGCACAGCCCAAUCCUGAUAUUCUCUCUCUAGACAACAAAUAUAACCUUUUACCUUCAUUAGAUUUCUGUUGAGCAAUCGUUAACAGGAAACAUAUUACCAAUUCUAAGAUAUCCCUAUGUUACAGAGGAGGAUGCAAAUUAUGAUUCAUCUAUUGUAAUUACAGUAGUUAUUCAAGGUUAAACAAAUUAAAUGUGUUAGACUUUUUGUGCAUGUCAAGUUUCCUUUAAAGCUAUAUACCACCACACCCUGACUGAAUCACUGAUAAGUCCUUUUUAAUGACCUGAAGCAGCACGUCUGCCUCACACACCUCACCUUCCUAUUUAAAAAAAAAAAAAACACUCAAGAUGUUUUUACCUUAAGUAUGAUAUAGAAUGCUAUUCCAAAACCAGUCCUUUUAUUUUCACUCAUUAAAGAUAUUUCUUGCUCAAGUAUAAUUCCCUAAAUUUCACCCAGAUAUGUGAGAGGAUUGAGUUUGUGUUUUACGCCCGAUCUGUGAUGUCAUUGAUGUGUUCAGCCAAACAGAUUGCACAGAGAGGAGCUGAACUUCCUGGGUGGAGGCAGGGCUUAAAAUGCAAUGCAGGAAGUGGCAGCAGACAGACUCAACCACUCCACUCGUGCGGUUUUAUUCUCCACCAAGCGUGCUUUCAGUGAGCAGACUGCUAAAAGAUGAGAAGAAGGAAGACGUGUUGGGGGUACAAUUGGAAACAGCAUCAAUGUGACAGGAACAGGAAGUGGUGAACUGAGCGAGCUACCUGGUAACAACAUGAGGCUGGUCGGUUCCUCUCUUCUCACUGACUGUAAAUCAUCUCAGCUGUUCCACAUGUAGACUCCCUUGGCUUUAUCAUGUAUUCAACGUAUAUCUGAAAGGAGCAUUUUCAGACCCAUCCGGCCUGGCACUUGUUUGAUUUUUUUGGAGUUUAAAAAAAUGACACAAAACAGCGCUGUGAAUAGUAAUGGUACCCAAAAAAAAGGAGAGCUUAAGAUUGUGAUAGUGGGAGAUGGAGGCUGUGGGAAAACCUCACUUCUGAUGGUUUAUGCUAAAGGGGAUUUUCCAGAGAAAUAUGCGCCGUCAGUGUUUGAAAAAUAUGUCACCACUAUCACCCUAGGAGGGAAAGAGAUGAAGCUCAACCUGUAUGACACAGCCGGCCAGGAGGACUACGACAGACUGCGGCCGCUUUCAUACCAAGAAGCUAAUCUGGUUUUAGUGUGCUUUGAUGUGACCAAUCCAACCAGCUUUGAGAAUGUCAUGAUAAAGUGGCACCCUGAGGUGAAGCACUUCUGCAGAGACACUCCGGUCAUCCUGAUUGGCUGCAAGACCGACCUCAGGAAAGACAAAGAAUGUAUGAGGAAGCUCAAGGCCAUGGAUCUGGCUCCCAUCACUUACACCCAGGGUGAGGAGACCAGGCAGCAGAUGAACGCAGAGCUCUACCUCGAGUGUUCGGCGAAGCAUCAGGAGAAUGUCGACGACAUUUUCAGGGAAGCCACUAAAAGAACUCUGGCCUUCAAUCGAAAACAAAAAAAAAACAAAAAGAGGUGUCUCAUUUUGUGAUGCCAAAAAAAAAAAAAAGGACUGAGGACUGGGAGGAGAAAUAGACUGUUACAAGGAAAUAGUGAAUGAUGUUACAGGAAAGCCAAAUCUCUGGAGAAGCUGCAACAGUUUGGACUAUCACUUGAUUAUGAUGCAACAUGAAAUGCCUAGUAUUUUUUUACAAGAAUCUUUUGAAGUGUCUUCGUAUGGAAGUUUUGUUCUGUUCACCUAUUUUGUGUAUUUUAAAUUAACCUGGCAUUUUCCUGUACGAUUGAAGAAGAGCUUAAGAGCUUUUUGUAAUGUUAUUUUGAAUGUCCUACCUGGUUAAAGACGCUGCUGUUACAUAACAAACUCCCUGAAAAAAAGUUGGCGUAUAUAAUGGUACUGUAGCUUUAAAA
Labrus mixtus (cuckoo wrasse) is the source of this 3272-nucleotide messenger RNA. It is a transcript of the gene rhof, whose product is annotated as ras homolog family member F. Gene Ontology annotation, molecular function: GTP binding; GTPase activity. The transcript has 6 exons. The record is from RefSeq and is a predicted model, not a curated record. NCBI's taxonomy places the organism in Eukaryota, Metazoa, Chordata, Actinopteri, Labriformes, Labridae. Bases 2272 to 2895 code for a protein of 207 amino acids. Gene Ontology annotation, biological process: cell migration; small GTPase-mediated signal transduction.